Didymodactylos carnosus is the source of this 558-nucleotide messenger RNA. The record is from the annotation of a GenBank genome assembly. Lineage: Eukaryota; Metazoa; Rotifera; Eurotatoria; Philodinida; Philodinidae.
AUGGAAAGUCGAAGGUUAACGAUUGAAAUAUUACCAAAUGAAAUAUUAAUAGGAAUUUUAAAAUGUUUAGAAACAUUCGAUAUUUAUUAUUCAUUCAAUAACUUAAAUAUACGUUUUCAACAAAUUAUAACAAAUAAUAAGCUAUUCAAACAUACUUUAGACUCUUUCAGUUCAUUUCCAACUGUCGGCAAUGUUACACACGAAAAAUUUCGAUAUAUUUUGCAACAUCAGUUACAUAAAUAUAUUGUAAUUAUUACACUUAAUAACAAUAAUAUGAUAAUUGCAAAUGAAAUAUUACAAAUAUGGUAUUUAAGAUCAGAAGUAUUAUUUCCAAAUAUAAAAAAAUUAUGUUUAAUUAAUAUCGACUAUGAUCCAAUGUGUUUUUGUCAAUUAUUAAAAAAAUUGGAUAAAAGUACUCGGCUUUUAGAAUUAUCUAUAAAAUUUGAUUAUUUCGGUCCGUGUUAUCACGAAACAUUCAGACAUAUUAUACAAAUGCAAAUUUCAUUUAGAAAAAUGAUAUUUUCAGUUGAUUUAAGUGAGUUAAAUGAGUUAGUAUGA